CUUUUGCCUUUUGUAUAGAUGACUUUAUUUUUUCUUUUCUGGAAUUUGGGUUUUUUGGCUGAUCCUGCAAUAAUGCAGUCAUAUAAAUAAUGUUCAGGUAUGUUUUCUUUUCGAAGACUUUUGGUGUGAAAUUUAAGGAAUUCAUCCAAUUAAUUUCGCUUUUGUAUCUUUUCUGAACAAAGAGUAAAAUAUAAUUGAAAAAUUAACUUAAGAUUUUAGUUGAUUUUACUACGUCUAGGAAAAGAUGGAGAAGUUGCGGCAGCUUAGCCACAUCAAGGGUGACACUAGCAAGCUACAAUACCUUGACAAGCACAUUAGAAUCUGGAGCUUCAAAUUAAAAAGGGUGCAUUAGAGUUGCAGAUUUUAGAAAGUGGUCUCAGGGAUUAUGAAUUUGGACCAGAACAAGAGCCUUCUUUGCAUCAAUUAUCUUGGUGUGAGAGAAAUUUGAAUCAUUCUCUAGAACAAGUCGUUGCUAGAAAAAAUGAAUUGGUUGAUAAAUUAUCUACAUCGCUUAAGAAGACAGAUUUUGAGCCAAGUCAAAUGGAUUUCGAUGGUCAACGGGGAAUGUUAUCAUCAAACUUUAAUGAAAAUGGGAUGAAUUUAACAUUAGAAAGCCAUUUCACUGGAAAAAUCUUGAUGGAACUUGAUCCUUGGAUAAGUCCUUACAGUGCUAGAGUUCGAGAGAGCAUACUUCAGGACUUUGUGGAUCAAACAAAAUGCACAAGAAAUGAACACGUGGCAUCAAAUAUACCCAAUUUUUCAAAUCCAACAAAUGUAGGCAAUUAUCCAAUAUUAGAUUCUGCUAACAUUCCAGUGGAGAUGAUAUUUUCCCAAAGCUCUUGCAACAUCCAAGGUCCAAGAUUCACAUCAACGACGACCGUCACACCAAAUGCCACAAGAGAUGAAAUUACGCAACCCUUUUUUGUUGAGAUGGGAAACAAAUUACAAUUGUCAAGAUUAAAUUCGAGCCAAUUAGGCAAAAUGGAUGGGCAAGAAGAAAUUGGUCAACUUAAUAUGGAGUAUUUUAGCAGUUGGUUCAACAAUAUUGGAAGCGGGACAAGAAUUGAUAAUCACGAAGGUUGUUCCCAGUCAGAGUCUCCAUUUUAUAUUCCUCAACAAAAAGAACUUCACCAAGAGACACAAUUUGAUAAUUUUCUUGCACAGGAUAUUACUCUUGGAGACAACAUGAUCAAUCCAUCUAAGGAACAUAAGAGUGGUUCAUGGGAGUGGGAAGAUUUGCUUCUUGAAGAGCAUUUGAACUUACAAGAUUUUUCCUAAGCAAUAAACCUAUUAUAUGAUCGAUAUACAGGAUGGUGGCAAACAAACGACUAUUGCAAUGCCGUAGGAAAUAAACGAGAAAAUCAAAUUUCUUAAAGUUUUUAUUUGGAUAUAUAUUCUUUAGUAUUCAAAGACUAC
This is a messenger RNA of Striga asiatica, 1416 nucleotides long. NCBI's taxonomy places the organism in Eukaryota, Viridiplantae, Streptophyta, Magnoliopsida, Lamiales, Orobanchaceae. The record is from the annotation of a GenBank genome assembly.